AUGGGAACAUGUUGUUCGUGUCAUACGGGUGGUAGGUUCGUAAGUAAUUACCUCGAAGAUGAAAGACGAAUCGGAGAACACGAAGAUGGUGAUGGAAUUGUACUUAGAGGUGAUGCGGGUGCACGAAUCCGACUGCAGGGCUCGUCUAAAUACGCAUCGAUGUUCAGCAUGCAAGGCAAAAAGGGGAUCAACCAAGAUGCAAUGACUGUUUGGGAGAGCUUUUCAGGGGACAAAGACAUGUUCCUAUGUGGCGUGUUCGACGGGCACGGGCCCUCGGGCCACAAAGUGGCCCGAUACAUUCGAGACUUACUACCGACAAAAAUAUCAAAGGUGUACCGGCAGCCGUGCGUAGAAUGCAAGGUCACAGAAAUCCGAGAAUGCCGAGAAAAUCCAGAAUCUAAAAACCCGUUAUUCCUUUCGUGGAAAGCGCGACUAACCAAGUGCUUUCACGAAAUGGAUGAGCAGCUUGAGGGAGAAGCCUCGAUCGAGAGCUACUGCAGUGGCACGACUUCCGUUUGUGUUCUUCGAAAGAUAUGGGACGUGUUGUCGAACGACGAGGUUGUACAGAUAGUCGGGUCGUCAAGGAGGCGGGCCGUUACAGCUAAGAUGCUGGUGGAGCAGGCCCGGUGGGCAUGGAGAUACAAGUUCCCACGGUCCAAGAUCGACGAUUGUGCAGCCGUGUGCCUGUUCUUCAAGAGCCAGAGGCCUUUCCUAUCAAAAUCCGUCUCUGAAAAGACGCAUUUGUCCCUGAACUAUGCCGAACUCGACGUGAGAAGCUAUGCCGGCAGCAUGCAGAGUAACGAUGCCCUCGACACGGUCUUGAACUGCAAAGUCGAUGAGGAAAGCCCGGCCCGAGAUGAAAACGGGCCUCCCGACGAGAAGGGUUCAUCUGGUUUGGUUCGUCCGAGGAGGAAGAGGCACGAGAGGGAGCUGAAGGAUGUUGAGGAGUGA
This is a messenger RNA of Striga hermonthica, 951 nucleotides long. The record is from the annotation of a GenBank genome assembly. Lineage: Eukaryota; Viridiplantae; Streptophyta; Magnoliopsida; Lamiales; Orobanchaceae.